AUGUCUGGCCGUGGGAAAACGGGCGGGAAGGCGCGUGCGAAGGCGAAGUCCCGGUCUUCUCGGGCGGGGCUGCAGUUCCCGGUGGGGCGGGUGCACCGCCUGCUGCGCAAGGGGCACUACGCGGAGCGCAUCGGCGGCGGGGCGCCGGUGUACCUGGCGGCCGUGCUGGAGUACCUGACGGCCGAGAUCCUGGAGCUGGCGGGCAACGCGGCGCGGGACAACAAGAAGAGCCGCAUCAUCCCGCGCCACCUGCAGCUGGCCGUGCGCAACGACGAGGAGCUGAACAAGCUGCUGGGCGGCGUGACCAUCGCGCAGGGCGGCGUGCUGCCCAACAUCCACGCCGUGCUGCUGCCCAAGAAGACCGAGGCGCUGCACGGCGGCGCGGCCGGCAAAGCGGGCGGCAGCGGCGGCGCCGGCAAAGCGGCCAAGUCCUCCAAAGUGGCCAUGAAGCCCUCCGCCGCCCUGGUGGCCGUCCAGUAA
Messenger RNA from Euleptes europaea (tarantolino), 480 nucleotides. RefSeq names its product histone H2A-like. The transcript has a single exon. Gene Ontology annotation, molecular function: protein heterodimerization activity; DNA binding; structural constituent of chromatin. The record is from RefSeq and is a predicted model, not a curated record. Lineage: Eukaryota; Metazoa; Chordata; Lepidosauria; Squamata; Sphaerodactylidae. Gene Ontology annotation, cellular component: nucleosome. Bases 1 to 480 code for a protein of 159 amino acids.